Dermatophagoides farinae (American house dust mite) is the source of this 1900-nucleotide messenger RNA. Its product is annotated as mitochondrial dicarboxylate carrier. The record is from RefSeq and is a predicted model, not a curated record. NCBI's taxonomy places the organism in Eukaryota, Metazoa, Arthropoda, Arachnida, Sarcoptiformes, Pyroglyphidae.
GGCAUAUAACAGCUGUUUUUCUCUUUUUUCUGUUUUUCUCUGCAUGCAUCAACAGAUACGUCUCACAAAGCAUUGAGUGAAUCACGCUUUGAGGUCAUAGCUUGCAAGCUUCAAUUCAAAACACAACUUUAUUUUUCUUCCUCGACAACAUGCACCACGUGACCGCUACUGAUGUAGAUUUCCCCUUCAAAUGUAUUUGAAACUUUCAAAACAAAAUGACAACAUAUCGAAUGAUUCUUAGAAUCCAUCUAUAUAAAAAGUGAAAAACAAUUUUCCAUUUUUUUUAUCUAAUCCAGAAAAAUUUCCUAAAUACGCCAACUUGUCACAACAUUAUCGACAACAAAUCAUUGAGUAAAUAUAGUAUCAUUUGAUCAUCAUCAAACAAAUAAAAAUGGGUAAUCAUCUUUUAUGCUUACCACUAUUAAUGGCAAUCAAUUUUUUUGACGUAACCAACGUAUUUUCAUAUCUAUGAGCCAGACAAAUGUCUAGCUGAGUUUAAAAUUUUUUUUUUCUAUAUACGCCUUUUAUUGUGCUCAUCAUAAAUGUCCUGAUUUUCAUUUGUAAAUCAUUGAUUAUCAAUAAUAAGAAAAAAUCUCUCAUCGUCAUCAUUACAUUCAUAAAAUCAAAUUCAUAUUUGUUAUUACAAUUGAUAUUGGCUCAAAUCCUGUAUUGCAAAAGUUUCUUCUAAAAAUUUUUUUUAAAAUUUCAAUCCAUAAACCUCUAAUUUGAAUUCAACAAUAAUAAAAAAAUAGAACAAAGCAGAAACGUCAAUCAAACAAAAAUGGAAAAAGCACCCGCUGAAUUAUUCCAUAAUCGACAACUAUUGAAACAAUUGUUGAUGCAAAAAAAAUUAAAGGAUCGAUUAUCAUCAACAGUGUCGAAAGAUACAUCCGGGCCUCGUGUGCCACGUUGGUAUUUUGGUGGUAUAGCAUCGGCCGGUGCUGCUUGUAUUACACAUCCAUUGGAUACGAUGAAAGUUUAUUAUCAAACAUCGGGAUUACUUGCCGGACGACAGACAUUAGUGGCAGCCACUAUUCAAGUAAUCAAAAAGAAUGGAUUUCUUGCACUUUAUAAUGGUUUAACAGCUUCGAUUCUACGUCAAUUAACAUAUUCAACUGUUCGUUUCGGUAUCUAUGAAGCUACAAAACAGAAACUUAUUACACAUGAACAGCAAAUAUUACCAUUAUAUGAACGUAUGAUUAUAGCUGCUUUUUCUGGUGCGAUCGGUGGCUUAGUUGGUACACCACCUGAUGUUGUUAAUGUUCGUAUGCAAAAUGAUAUCAAACUUGAAGAACGUUUCAAACGAAACUAUCGAAAUGCCAUACAAGGCCUGAAAGAAAUCUAUCGUAAAGAAGGACCGUCUGCUUUAUUUCGUGGUUCAUCAAUGGUAAUGGCUCGAUCAAUUCUAGUAUCCAUUGGUCAAUUAGCAAUGUAUGAUCAAUUUAAAUAUUGGCUUGUAUCAAAAGCAUCGAUGGCCGGUGAUAAGAUUCAAACACAUGUUAUCAGUAGUACGUUUGCCAGUAUAACUUGUACGAUAUUGACACAACCAUUGGAUGUACUUAAAACACGUAUAAUGAAUCAAAGUGAAACAUGUACAGGACAAAUGAUCAAAAAACAGGUUAUCGAUCUAUAUCGUAAUUCAGGUGUACGUGGUUUUUAUAAAGGUUUCGUACCGGCAUUAAUACGUGUUGGUCCACAUACUGUACUUGUAUUUGUUAUCUAUGAACAGCUUCGUAUUCAAUUUGGUAUGAAUCUUCGUUGAUUUGUUUUUUUUUGUAAGAAAAAAAUUUAUCCACAUUUUGCAAACUUGAUUGUGAUAUAUCGACGAUUAUUUUUAUUAAUUACUUAAUGAUAAUGAUGAUCAACAAAAAAAAUUGCCUGUCUGUUGUCAUUCAUUUCU